CGAGUGAGGGACUUCAAGAAGCGCAGAACGCGACGCCGCUGAGAAACACAGAACACUAUUUAGAUGUCGGCUGCUCGGAGUGUCGUCUGCUGCAUAUGCCGCCCGCCCUAGAAAUGCACAGACAGUCGGAUAACUUUUAGUUUUAUUUCUCUCCCUUGACAAAAACUAUUACAUGUUACUUUGAGAAAGGUGUUUCAUUGAGAGUAAAUUGUUGGAAACUGUCUCACUGAAUUUCAAGGGGAGGUGUUUAGGAACUGCCGAGUUUGGUGACAGGAAGAUGAACUGGAUAUCACAUUUUACUUCUGACAUCAACAUUCAUCCUCGCCAACGUUGACGACUACGUCUGUUGCUGGGAUGGACGUGCGCACGCGACGUCUCCUACAUGUCCUGGCCUGGCUCCACAUCUCUGGGGUGUCCGGAGGGUCGUUCAUCACUACAGUCGAUUAUGGGCUGACGACGUUGGCCACAAACACCACCAACACUGCCAACUGUGUGUGUGACUGCAGCAUCUACACAACAUUUGUCGCCAACAUGACCAAAGAGCAGCUUGAGAUGGAGAUUAAACGAAUACAAAGCAGACUCUUACUCAAUAAGGAAAACAUUUCCGCCACAGUCCGGAAGCGCAUCAGUGUCCCGGACUAUCGCCCGUCCGCGCAGUCCAUUGGCUAUGUGGGGGUCCUGGUUCUCGUGGCGUCUCUCGGUAGCAUCGUCGUCCUUGACUUUACGUCGUUGUUACGCGAUGUCAAGGUUGCAGUCGCCAAUCUGAGAAAGCUGAUGACCCGGGACGACAUGGGCGACACGACCUACCACAGCGUCACAGCGGGGGCGGGAGUAAACAGGCCAGGCCGCGCUGAGGAGGACAAUGUUCGUUUAUCCAUUAACUGAUUUCAGAUUUCAUGGAUACCAUUUUUAUAUACGUGAUGAUAUUUUUUUAACUGACUGUACCAGUUAUCAACAUGUCUGCAGACUAUGUGCGAUGCAACACGUGAGUUCUCCGACUUGACAAUACUGCCGCAACAGCACGUGUAAGGAGAUGUUCAAAGAGGUGUUGGUGGGUGGGGGUUAUAUCGAUGCACAAAUAGGAAGGGUGGCUGUUAGAGAGCAUAUAACAUUGGCAUUACGUGGUGACCAUGAACGAAUCCAUGAUGAGGUGAUAUUGGACCGGCUAUUGACUGGGAUGAAACACGGACGGUAACCUGGAGUGAAAUCGAUGUUGUACAUUUUCAUAACUGUUAU
This is a messenger RNA of Haliotis rubra (blacklip abalone), 1236 nucleotides long. RefSeq lists its product as uncharacterized. The transcript is spliced from 2 exons. Lineage: Eukaryota; Metazoa; Mollusca; Gastropoda; Lepetellida; Haliotidae. Bases 355 to 885 code for a protein of 176 amino acids. The record is from RefSeq and is a predicted model, not a curated record.